Molecule: messenger RNA, 6526 nt
Organism: Sciurus carolinensis (gray squirrel)
Lineage: Eukaryota; Metazoa; Chordata; Mammalia; Rodentia; Sciuridae
Gene: Znf638
Product: zinc finger protein 638
Exons: 29
Coding region: 319-6273 (1984 amino acids)
Biological process (GO): RNA splicing; regulation of RNA splicing
Cellular component (GO): nucleus
Molecular function (GO): mRNA binding; zinc ion binding
Source: RefSeq, a predicted model, not a curated record
GGCGCGCAUGCGUGCAGCUCGCUGGAGGCGGUAGCUUCUUCGGCGUCGCGACUGAAGGCUGAGUGCUAGACUGUGUGGGGCGCGAAUGGGAUCCGGCUGUUAGUCGGUAGGCAUAGCUUUGUGUAUUUCUUGGAAAAUUUCGCACCACUUGUGAAUUCCUUGAGCCUGGGCAUUGCAAACCCACUUCUGUUGGGCCCAUCUCCUUUGCACUUUGCUCAGAUUAAGACUCAGUUGGCGCUUCAGCAGCUGAAUGCCGUUGCCUCACAUGGUUCAACACCACCUUACACUUUAUUAAAUCAGGCAUUCUUGAAAGUAGCCAUGUCGAGACCCAGGUUUAAUCCUCGAGGAAACUUUCCACUUCAAAGGCCACGAGCACCUAACCCUUCUGGGAUGAGGCCUCCAGGACCAUUUAUGAGGCCUGGAUCUAUGGGUCUUCCAAGAUUUUACCCAGCAGGGAGAGCCCGUGGAAUCCCACACAGAUUUGCUGGCCAUGAAUCUUAUCAGAACAUGGGACCACAGAGAAUGAGUGUUCAGGUAACUCAACACCGAACUGAUCCAAGAUUGACCAAAGAAAAGUUGGAUUUUCAUGAAGCACAACAAAAGAAGGGGAAGCCUCAUGGUAGCCGGUGGGAUGAUGAGCCUCAUAUAUCUGCAUCAGUGGGAGUGAAACAAAGUUCUAUCACACAGGUUACAGAGCAGAGUCCUAAAGUACAGAGCCGCUAUACAAAAGAGAGUGCCUCAAGUAUCUUAGCAAGUUUUGGAUUGUCUAAUGAAGACUUAGAAGAACUUAGUCGCUAUCCUGAUGAACAGCUAACUCCUGAAAAUAUGCCAUUAAUUUUGAGGGAUAUAAGAAUGAGAAAAAUGGGGCGCCGAUUACCUAAUUUACCUUCUCAGAACAGAAAUAAAGAAGUACUUGGUAGUGAAGCAGUUUCAAGUAAUGUGAUUGAUUAUGGGCAUGCAAGCAAAUACGGCUACACAGAAGAUCCACUUGAAGUACGUAUUUAUGAUCCUGAAAUUCCAACUGAUGAGGUCAAGAAUGAAUUUCGGUCACAGCAGAGCAUUUCUGCUUCUGUUCCUACUCCAAAUAUGAUAUGUAAUACUAUGUUUCCUGUUGAAGAUGUGUUUCGCCAGAUGGACUUCCCCAAUGAGUCCUCAAAUAAUCAGUCUUUUUUCCCAGUUGAAAGUGGAACCAAGAUGUCAGGCUUACACAUUUCAGGACAGUCAGUCCUUGAACCUGUAAAAUCCAUCAGCCAAUCCAUUAGCCAAACAGUUAGCCAGACAAUGAGUCAGUCUCUGAUUCCUCCAUCUAUGAACCAGCAACCUUUUUCAUCUGAAUUAAUUUCAGCUGUAAGCCAGCAAGAGCGGAUCCCACAUAAACCUGUGAUUAAUUCAUCUAAUGUACAUGUUGGAUCAAGAGGAAGUAAAAAGAAUUACCAAUCAGAGACUGACAUUCCCAUUCAGUCUCCCUUUGGGAUUGUGAAAGCAUCAUGGCUACCAAAGUUUUCACAUGCUGAUGUCCAGAAGAUGAAGAGACUUCCAACUCCUUCUAUGAUGAAUGAUUAUUAUGCAGCAUCUCCAAGAAUAUUUCCACAUUUGUGUUCUCUGUGUAACGUAGAAUGUAGUCAUUUGAAGUUCCAUUCUGAUCCUGCCCAGUCUACAGUCCUUGCAGCAUUUUCUGCUUUGGAUUGGAUUCAGCAUCAAAACACAUCUACUCAUAUUGAGAGCUGUCGACAGUUGCGUCAACAAUAUCCUGAUUGGAAUCCAGAGAUCCUCCCAUCAAGAAGAAAUGAGGGCAAUAGAAAAGAAAAUGAAACUCCAAGAAGACGUUCUCAUUCCCCCAGUCCUAGGCGUUCUAGGAGAUCAAGCUCAAGUCACAGGUUUCAUCGAUCUCGAAGCCCAAUACGCUACCCAUAUAGACCAAGAAGUCGAAGUCCAAGAAUUUGCCAUCGUUUCAUUUCUAGAUACAGAUCUAGAUCCAGAUCCCGUUCGCCAUAUCGAAUUAGAAAUCCAUUUAGAGGUAGUCCAAAAUGCUAUCGAUCAGUUAGUCCUGAAAGGACAUCAAGGAGAUCAGUGAGAUCAUCAGAUAGAAAAAAAGCAUUAGAAGAUGUGGUACAACGAUCUGGACAUGGGGCAGAAUUUAGUAAACAGAAGCAUCUUGAAGCAGUUGAUACAGGACACUCUCCAGCACAAAAACCUAAAGUUGUCAGUGGAACAAAGCCAACAGUUAAAUCUAUAAGCUCUACAAAGGGUGAUGCAAAUGUAGGAGGACAUUCUGCUCGUAAAUCAAAGAAUCUUGAAGAUGACACCUUACCAGAAUGUAAACAAGUGUCUGGUAAAGCUGUUUCUCUCCAGCGUAAGCUUCGGAAAGAGCAGUCUUUGCAUUAUGGUUCAGUUCUUCUUUUAUCUGAAUUACCAGAGGAUGGCUGUACUGAAGAAGAUAUUAGGAAGAUAUUUCAGCCAUUUGGAAAAGUUAGUGAUGUCCUGAUUGUUCCAUAUAGAAAGGAGGCUUACUUGGAAAUGGAAUUUAAAGAAGCAAUUACUGCAGUCAUGAAGUAUACUGAAACAUCACCUCUUGUGAUAAAAGGAAAAAAUGUGAAAAUAAGUGUUCCAGGGAAGAAAAAAGCUCAGAACAAAGAAAUGAAGAAGAAAACUUCAGACUCAAAGAAAUUAACUGCAUCUGCUUUAAAGAAAGAUGCAGAUGCUUCAAAAACUGUUGAAACUGUUACUUCAACUUCUGCCAAAACUGGACAAGCCAAGACAUCUGCAGUCAAAGUAAACAAAUCUACAGGGAAAUCAGCGGGUUCUGUAAAAUCUGUGGUAACAGUAGCUGCUAAAGGUAAAGCUGUCAAAACAGGAAAAUCUACUGGAAAGAAAUCUUUAGAAGCCAAAAAGACUGGGAAUGUCAAAAAUAAAGAUUUAAACAAACCUGUAACUGUACCAGCAACUUCUGAAAUAAAGACCAAUACGGAUGCUAAAGCCACUGAAAACAGUGCAAAAGAAACUAUUCCAGAAGCUGCUUUGGAAGCCACAGAAAAUGAACCAGUUAGCAAGGAAACAGAAGAAAUGUGUGUGGUACUUAUUUCUAAUUUACCUAAUAAAGGAUAUUCUAUAGAAGAAAUUUAUAACUUGACAAAACCAUUUGGUGGCUUAAAGGAUAUUUUGAUUUUAUCAUCUCAUAAAAAGGCAUAUAUAGAAAUAAAUAGAAAAUCUGCAGAUUCUAUGGUAAAAUUUUAUACCUGCUUUCCAAUAUCCAUGGAUGGAAAUCAACUCUCCAUAAGUAUGGCUCCUGAAAACAUGAAUAUAAAAGAUGAGGAAGCUCUGUUUACAACCUUGAUUCAAGAAAAUGACCCAGAGGCAGAUACAGAUAAAAUUUAUAGCCAGUUUGUACAUCUUGAUAAUUUACCAGAAGAUGGACUUCAGUGUGUACUCUGUGUUGGACUUCAGUUUGGAAAAGUGAAUCACCACAUAUUCAUGAGUAAUAAAAACAAGGCAAUUCUUCAGUUAGAAAGUCCUGAAUCUGCUCAAUCAAUGUACAGCUUUCUGAAACAAAAUCCACAAAACAUAGGUGACCAUGUAUUGACCUGCACAUUAUCUCCAAAGGUGGAUUUAUCUGAGGCUCAGACUGAGAAGGACCCAGAACCAGGAAAAGAAAGCCCUGACUUGAAAAACAGUCCAGUUGAUGAAAGUGAGGUGCAGACAGCAGCUGAUAGUCCCUCUGUUAAACCUAGUGAGGUUGAAGAAGAAACUACUCCCAAUAUUCAGACAGAAACUUUCAUACAGCAGGAAGAGCCUUGUGAGGAAGAACCUGAAAAAGCGCUGUGUGACUCUGAUUUUGCUAUUGAAACAUUGGAAAUUGAAACUCAAGGGGAGGAGGUCAACAUAGAAAUUCCUCUUGUAGCAUCCACUCCGGCUAGUAUUGAAUUAUUUGUGGAAAAUAUAGAGGAGUCUGCUUUAAAUCAACAGGUGUGUACCAGUGACUUUGAGAAGGAAGAGGCAGAAAUUAUGAACCCUGGAACAGAAUUACCAAUAUCAGAUAGUGUACUUAUAGAAGAAAGGAAUAUCAAAGGAAUUCUAGACGAUUCUCCGUCUGAAACAGAAGAUUUCUUUUCUGGAAUCACACAGUCUAUGGUAGAAGCCGUAGCUGAAGUGGACAAACAAAGUAUUUCAGAAAUAGUGCCAUCAGCUUGUGUUAUGACUGUAGCAUCAGGAAUUUGUACUGGGGAUGAGAAGAUAGUGAGCAAAAAGGAUAUUUCUGAAAAAAGCAACAUGGAUGAAAAGGAGGAGAAUGAAAUUAAUACCAAGGAAACCAGAACGGAUCUACAGAUAGGAACAGAGAAGGCUGAAAAGAAUGAAGCUAAGAUGGUUGCAGAAAAAUUGGAGAAGAUUAUGGUAGCAGUGAAAGAAAAGCCUGCAGAAAACAUUGUAAUCAAGGCUUGCCCAAAUAAAGGAGUGGGUCAGACCAAUAAGCCUGAUGAAACUGGUAAAACUAGUAUGCUGGCUGUAUCAAAUGUAUCUAGCAGUAAAUCAAACAUUAAGGCUGCUAUGGUCUCUUCUCCUAAGGCAAAAACUACGGCGUCAAAAACUGAAAAUCAGAAAAGUUUUCUAAAAUCUGUGCUCAGAGAUCAAGUAAAUACUGAAAAGAAACUUUCAGCCAAGGAACUUGGUCUACUCAAAAGUACCAGGUCAGGCUUGGCAGAAAGCAGCAGUAAAUUCAAACCCACUCAGAGUGGUGUUACCAGAGGAGGCAGUGGAAAGAUCUCAGCCCUGCAAGGCAAGGAUUCUAAACUGGAUUACAAGGAAAUAACCAAACAGUCUCAGGAAACAGAGGCUAGACCUUCCAUCAUGAAACGGGAUGACAGCAACAAUAAGGCUUUGUCUGGGCAAAACACUAAGAAUUUUAAAAGCACCACUGGUAGAAGUUCCAAAUCUAAAGAGGAACCAUUAUUUCCAUUUAACUUGGAUGAAUUUGUUACUGUGGAUGAGGUUAUAGAAGAAGUGAAUUCUUCUCAAGCCAAGCAGACUCCAUUAAAGGGAAAAAGGAAAGAAGUUCUUAAAAAUACUCCUUCCUCUGAACUUAACUUGAAAAAAAAGAAAGGGAAAACAUCUGCUUCUCGUGGUGUUGAGGGAGAAUUAUCUUUUGUAACAUUGGAUGAGAUUGGGGAAGAAGAAGAUGCAGCUGCACAAGCUCUAGUCACUGUGGAUGAAGUAAUUGAUGAAGAAGAACUAAAUAUGGAAGAAAUGGUAAAAAAUUCAAAUUCACUUCUUACAUUAGAUGAAUUAAUUGACCAGGAUGAUUGCAUUUCCCACAGUGAACCGAAAGAUGUUACUGUUCUAUCAGUGGCUGAAGAACAAGAUCUUCUCAAACAAGAACGAUUGGUAACUGUGGAUGAAAUUGGAGAAGUAGAAGAGCUACCUUUAAAUGAGUCAGCAGACAUAACUUUUGCCACUUUAAAUGCUAAAGGAGAUGAAGGAAAUGCUGUAAGGGAUUCCAUUGGGUUCAUUUCUUCUCAGAUGCCAGAAGAUCCUUCUACUUUAGUCACUGUAGAUGAAAUACAGGAUGACAGCAGUGAUUUGCAUUUAGUGACUUUGGAUGAAGUAACUGAAGAGGAUGAAGACUCUCUGGCUGAUUUUAACAACCUUAAAGAAGAACUUAAUUUUGUUACUGUUGAUGAAGUUGGAGAGGAGGAAGAUGGAGACAGUGAUUUAAAAGUUGAAUUAGCACAAAGCAAAAAUGAUGGUCCUCUAGAUAAAAGAGGAGAUAGAAAGAAGAGAGCCAUGGACACAAAGAAGACAAAACUUGAAGCCUUGUCCCAAACAGGUCCAGUAAAUGAGAAUAUUACAGAAGAUCUGAAAACCAUGAUUGAAAGACACUUAGCAGCUAAAACACCAACGAAGAGAAUUAGAAUUGGUGGUAAAGCACCACCCUCAGAAAAAGCUGUUGCAACAGAAUCAGCAAAAGGUGAAGAGGCCUUCCAAAUUAGUGAAGUUGAUGAAGAAUCUGGAUUAAAGGAUUCAGAACCAGAUCGAAAACGUAAGAAGAUUGAAGACUCUUCUUUAGGCAAAUCAGUGACACCUGAUAUCCCAGAAGAUUUAGAUUUUCUUGUACCGAAGGCUGGAUUUUUCUGUCCAAUUUGUUCCCUCUUCUACUCAGGUGAAAAAGCAAUGACAAAUCACUGCAAGAGUACACGUCAUAAGCAAAAUACAGAGAAGUUCAUGGCCAAGCAAAGAAAGGAAAAGGAGCAAAAUGAGGCUGAAGAAAGAAGCUCUAGGUGAUUGAGAGAAAGGGGAAAGAAUUCAUUAGAAAUUUGUUUAGGGUCCAGUUGAUUUGUGUAUUUUUGUUAUCACUUAAUUUGUAAUUUUUGUUUCAGAAGCAAAUAUUCAUGUUGUACAAAUUUCUGAUUGCCCUUGAUGUAGAGAGACUGAUGGGGAAAGUAUGAUGGGUUUGAUUUUUAUAUCAAAUCAUCAGGCAUGGAGAAAUGUCUUUUAGAAGUGUUAAAAUAAAUGUUCCUACUGUAUAUUUAAAAUA